UUAAUUAAUGAAGUAACCCUAAAGCCACGCCCACUUGUCGGGUCUCAGUAAAGAUGGCGCUGCCACAAAAAACGAUUGAUGUCCACUGGAUUCCGUUUAAAACCGACUGUGAGGAGUUGCUGGGACGCUUCCAACAGACAGAGUCGGUUCGGUUUAACGAGUUCGCGGUCAUAUGGAGAGCCAUGGACUUCUCCAGUGUGUUUCAUGGAAUGACUACAAACCACGAGAAAAGACCCUUCGGUCGGCUGGUCUUUACCACAGUGUACGAAUACUUCUUGCCCCCCUACAGCUUUCAGAUCCGAGUGGGGGCGCUCUACAUGUUCUACGGCCUUUACUUUGCACAGCCUACCUGGCCGAGGGAAAAGAUCUGGAUUGCACUGAAGGACUGGAUGUGUAUACAGACGUUUAUCUUGGAUGCAGUCAGCUGUCAACACCUGGAUGUUGUAUAUGUCUACAGGAAGCUUGUUUCUGAAAAGGCUUUUUUUCAUACUGCCAUGCCCAGUCAGCUUACAUUUGAUGCCAAGCGCCGUUUUAAAAACAAGAAAGUGAAUGAGAUGUUCCAUGACUGGCCAGCCAGAGUGACAGAGCUGGUCAAUAAGGGUACACUGGAGGAAAUUUCAAAUGUGCAGGCUCAUUACGAGCGGAUUAAGCAGGCUCUUGAUGUGUCCGCUUUGAUCAGUGUGACACCAGUCAACCUGACUGCACAACUUCAGAAAUGUACACUUGAGUUUCAACAGUGGCAGGAAAAUAUCAAAAAACAAAAUAAAAACUCUGACACAGAAGCAAAGAAAAGCACUGAGUCACUAGAGUGCUCCACAAGGGCAGAUAUACUGGCUACGAUAAAGUCAAAGUCUUAUGGGCAUCUAGCAACGGCUUCUAAAUCACGACGACACAGACAGGUGGAGAUGGACAACUCAGGAUCUGGGACAGACCAUGCACAAGAGUUUUCGUGUCAGGACAAAAUGAAGCAGCUCUCUCUGAGAGCAAGGACCUGGCGAAACCUCGGCAAAAAAGGAUCAGAAGAAGAAAUAUACCAGUAUUGGGUACUAAGCACAGCAGAGGAAGACAAAGGAGCGUUGAAGAAAUCCCAAAGGAAGAAAAGAUUUAGGUGGUAAAAUAAAAGGAGUGGAUUUUUUACGGUCUCUAAGGUGGUUUAAUUUCCUUUUUUUAGUUUGUGUUAUCCAAUGUAAUUCAGGAAUAGAAACAAUGUUAAUCUUUUGAUUUUCUGACUCGCCUAAUAAGAUUGUUUGAAUUGAAUGUAUUUGCAUUAUCUAAUUUUUUUUCUGUCUUAUAGUUGUUUACUAAAGAGAA
Clarias gariepinus (North African catfish) is the source of this 1311-nucleotide messenger RNA. It is a transcript of the gene snapc1a, whose product is annotated as small nuclear RNA activating complex, polypeptide 1a. Gene Ontology annotation, cellular component: snRNA-activating protein complex. Lineage: Eukaryota; Metazoa; Chordata; Actinopteri; Siluriformes; Clariidae. Gene Ontology annotation, molecular function: sequence-specific DNA binding. The record is from RefSeq and is a predicted model, not a curated record. The transcript is spliced from 11 exons. Bases 54 to 1115 code for a protein of 353 amino acids. Gene Ontology annotation, biological process: snRNA transcription by RNA polymerase III; snRNA transcription by RNA polymerase II.